Meira miltonrushii is the source of this 2649-nucleotide messenger RNA. RefSeq names its product putative DNA replication licensing factor. Gene Ontology annotation, cellular component: MCM complex; nucleus. The record is from RefSeq and is a predicted model, not a curated record. Gene Ontology annotation, molecular function: single-stranded DNA helicase activity; single-stranded DNA binding; ATP binding. The transcript has 2 exons. Bases 1 to 2583 code for a protein of 860 amino acids. Lineage: Eukaryota; Fungi; Basidiomycota; Exobasidiomycetes; Exobasidiales; Brachybasidiaceae. Gene Ontology annotation, biological process: DNA replication initiation; DNA replication; DNA strand elongation involved in DNA replication.
AUGUCGCCAACAGGUGGCAUUUUGCCAAUUAUCAAAGUUGGAAUUGAUUAUGGACAACAAAAAGAAAAUAUAACCAACUUCUUACGAUAUGCCAAAGGUGUCGUACCUGCUUUAAGCAUGAAUGCGGAUCGUACAACAGACGUUCUCGGUGCUGUUUCAAGUAUGGACGUUGAUGAUGAAGAAGAGGAAACAGAAAGUGUGAUGGAUGAUUUGCAUUCUAUGGAUCUGGAUGAAAGCCAUCCAAGAACAAGAAGGAGAAGGAGAGAAGCUGAUACAUUGAAAUACAUGGAACAACUUCAAAAAAUUACAAACAGAGAACAGAAAGCAUUGAUUGUAGAUUUGAAAGAUUUGCAAGAAUUCUUGAAUGCUCAGAUGCGAGGAUCAGGAACGGAUCUUGCCAUCGGGAUCGAGGGAAAUGCAUCACACUACGUUGAGUUGAUCUCAGAAUGUGUUGAUUCGAUCCUAGCAGAGAUGACACCCACAGUCGAUAUCUCACACAAAGAUGACGUUUUGGAUGUCAUCAUUCAUCAACGUCAAGAACGUAAUGCACGUCAAUCCCAAGGUCGAAGCUUGGGUCCUGAUGCUAUGCAAUCACAGAUGGAUGGUGAAGAACAAGAAGAUGCAAGCCAAGCCGCACUUCCCUUCCCACCUUCUUUGCUUCGUCGUUACACAGUCUAUCUCAAACCACUUUCAGCAACAGGCAAAGAUUCAAAGCCAAUGGCUGUACGCUCUAUUCGUGCUGAGCAUAUCGGAUCUUUGGUUACUCUACGCGGUAUCGUUACCCGGGUAUCAGAAGUGAAGCCAUACUUGCAAGUUGACGCAUAUGCUUGUGAUCAAUGUGGUGCAGAAAUUUUCCAAGAGAUCAAAGGAAGACAGUAUAUGCCCUUGACAGAAUGUCCGGCAGAAUGCAAGCGCAACAAUGUCAAAGGAAGUUUGUUUCAACAAGUUCGAGCAAGCAAAUUUGUUCCUUUCCAAGAGAUCAAAAUGCAAGAAAUGACCGAUCAAGUGCCCGUUGGACAUAUUCCACGUAUGAUGACAAUCCACAUGUCUGGUCCACUAACCAGGUCCCUCAACCCUGGUGAUGUAUGCGAUGUGAGCGGAAUCUUCCUUCCUACCCCCUAUACCGGCUUCAAAGCAAUCCGAGCUGGUCUAUUGACAGAUACAUUCUUGCAAGCGCAACACGUUCGUCAAUUACGCAAAAGUUAUUCAGCCUUAGAAGGAGAGCUGACAGCCGAAACAUCUGAACGCAUUCGAUCUCUUUCACGCGAAGGAGACGUAUACGAUAAAUUGGCCGCCAGUAUUGCACCUGAAAUCUACGGUCAUGAAGACGUGAAGAAGUGUUUAUUACUCUUAUUGGUUGGAGGUGUAACGUGUGAUAUGCCGGAUGGUAUGCAUAUCCGUGGUGAUAUCAACGUUUGUUUGAUGGGUGAUCCAGGUGUGGCCAAAAGUCAAUUGCUCAAAUACAUUUCAAAGAUUGCACCUAGAGGUGUUUAUACAACCGGUCGUGGAUCCAGUGGAGUUGGUUUAACGGCUGCAGUAAUGCGUGAUCCCGUUACCGAAGAAAUGGUUCUAGAAGGUGGUGCUUUGGUUUUGGCUGAUAAUGGAAUCGCAUGUAUCGAUGAAUUUGACAAAAUGGAGGAAUCAGAUCGAACUGCAAUUCACGAAGUGAUGGAACAACAGACGAUCUCAAUUUCCAAAGCAGGUAUUUCAACAACCUUGAACGCUCGUACAUCCAUCUUGGCCGCAGCCAAUCCUCUUUAUGGAAGGUAUAAUCCUCGUAUCUCGCCAGUCGACAAUAUCAAUUUACCAGCUGCUCUUUUGAGUCGUUUUGAUAUUCUUUUCCUCAUUCUUGAUACGCCAUCUCGUGAAGAUGAUGAAAGACUUGCUCAACAUGUUGCUUAUGUGCACAUGCAUUCUGAACAUCCACCUUUGACAUUCCAACCUUUAGAACCUCAAUUGAUGAAACAUUAUAUCGCCCGUGCUCGUCAAUAUCAACCAAACGUUACCAAAGCUGUAAGUGAAUAUUUGGUGAGCGCAUAUGUCAAAUUACGCAAUCAAACCAAAGAUGACGAAGAACGUGGUCAAGCAUACACUUAUACAUCUGCACGUACAUUGUUGGGUAUCGUUCGUAUGAGUCAAGCAUUAGCACGUUUGCGAUUCAGUGAACAAGUCGAAAUUGGUGAUGUUGAUGAAGCAUUACGUUUGCUGGACGUGAGCAAGAGUUCUUUGACCGUCACUUCUCGUCGUGAUAACAUUCAAGAUGGAACGACGAACGAUUACAGUAGUGUUACAAAAAUUUAUCGUAUCAUUCGUGAUAUGGCAAUGGCAAUCGGACAUGAAGGUCGUGAUGCGAUUCGUGAAUCUCGUUUACGUGGUAAACGUGCAGAAUUACCUCAAGGCGUUCAAGAAGAUGAAGAUUGGCUACAAGAUGAAAAUGCUCCAGGUCCAUUGAAUAUGCGUGAUGUACGCGAACGUAUCAUUGCUGCCGGUUGGGUAGAAGAUCAAUUACAAGAAUGUCUACGUGAAUAUGAAGACUUAGGUGUUAUUCAAGUUGCAAACGGUAAUCGUUUAGUGUUCCUAUAGUAGGAGAUUUCUCUUCUUUCUCUUUUUUUUAUGUAAUGUAUUUCGUAUGUGGUUCUUUCUCGUUGC